AUGGACAAGUUCAAGUUACCCGCCUUCCUACGGCGCGGGGGGAAAGAGAAAGUAACUGCUUCAUCGGAGAAUUUCCACGUGGGAGAAAAUGAUGAGAACCAGGAACGUGGGAACUGGUCCCAAAAAUCUGAUUAUCUUCUCUCCAUGGUUGGAUAUGCAGUAGGACUGGGAAAUGUCUGGAGAUUUCCUUAUUUGACUUACCAGAAUGGAGGAGGUGCCUUCCUCAUACCCUAUACAAUAAUGUUGGCACUGGCGGGGUUGCCCUUGUUCUUUCUGGAGUGCUCACUGGGACAGUUCGCCAGCCUGGGGCCACUUUCAGUUUGGAGGAUUCUGCCACUUUUUCAAGGUGUGGGAAUCACUAUGAUCUUGAUCUCGAUCUUCGUAGCCAUCUAUUAUAAUGUCAUCAUCGCCUAUAGUCUCUACUAUUUAUUUGCUUCAUUUCAAAAAGUCCUGCCCUGGUCUGAAUGCUUCUACUGGGCAGAUAGCAACUGCAGCCGAACCCCCAUAGUAACUCACUGUAAUGUGAGCUUGAAUAUGGGAGUCAUUGUCCAAAUGAACUAUUCGCUGGUACUUGAAAACAAUCUGACUUGCAUAAACGGCACUAAGGUGGAACAGCCGGGGCAGCUUCCCAGUGAGCAGUAUUGGGACAAAGUGGCACUCCAGCGUUCCAGUAGCAUGGAUGAAACUGGUGUGAUUGUGUGGUACCUGGCACUCUGCCUUCUUCUGGCCUGGAUUAUAGUUGGAGCAGCACUGUUUAAAGGGAUCAAAUCUUCAGGCAAGGUGGUCUAUUUCACAGCCUUGUUCCCAUAUGUGGUCUUGUUGAUCCUGUUGGUGCGAGGUGCAACACUCGAAGGUGCCUCCAAAGGUAUUUCCUACUACAUUGGAGAGCAGUCGAAUUUCACAAAACUGAAGGAAGCAGAGGUCUGGAAAGAUGCUGCUACCCAGAUAUUCUACUCACUCUCAGUGGCCUGGGGUGGCUUGGUUGCUCUCUCGUCUUACAAUAAAUUUAAUAACAACUGCUACUCUGAUGCCAUCAUGGUUUGUCUGACAAACUGCUUGACCAGUGUGUUUGCUGGAUUUGCCAUUUUUUCCAUAUUGGGACACAUGGCUCACAUAUCUGGAAAAGAGGUCUCCCAGGUUGUAAAAUCAGGUUUUGAUCUGGCAUUCAUUGCUUAUCCAGAAGCUCUGUCACAGCUCCCAGUUGCCCCGUUUUGGUCUAUAUUAUUUUUCUUCAUGCUUUUGACUUUGGGUCUCGACUCUCAGUUUGCUUUAAUAGAAACAAUUAUGACAACCAUUCAAGAUUUAUUUCCCCAAGUGAUGAAGAGAUUGAGAGGUCCCAUAACUUUGGGUUGCUGCUUGAUUUUGCUUUUACUAGGUCUGGUCUGUGUAACUCAGGCUGGAAUUUACUGGGUCAAUCUCAUUGACCAUUUCUGUGCUGGAUGGGGCAUUCUGAUUGCAGCCAUACUGGAAAUAAUAGGGAUCAUAUGGAUUUAUGGUGGGAACAGAUUCAUUGAAGACAUAGAGAUGAUGAUCGGAGCCAAGAGGUGGAUAUUCUGGCUGUGGUGGAGAGCCUGCUGGUUUUUCGUUACUCCUCUUCUUUUGAUGACCAUUUUCAUCUGGUCCCUGGUGGCAUUUCGGAAACCGGAGUACGGUGAAAUUCCAUAUCCUACUUGGUCACUUGCUCUAGGCUGGUGCAUGAUUAUUUUCUGCAUCAUAUGGAUCCCUAUCAUGGCAAUAGUGAAAAUAAUAAAAGCCAAGGGCACCUUUGUUCAGCGUUUUAUAAGUUGCUGCCGACCAGCUUCCAACUGGGGCCCAUACCUAGAGCGGCAUCGUGGCGAGAGAUACAGAGGCAUGGUUGACCCUAGAAAAGAGCAUGACCACGAAAUACCAACUGUCAGUGGCAAUACAAAACCAGAGUAAGACUCAUUUGGAAUACAGAUUUCAUGUGAUUUUUUAGAAUGGAGAGAAUACAGAAAAUGAAAAGCCAUAGUAUUUAUUU
Molecule: messenger RNA, 1999 nt
Organism: Trichosurus vulpecula (common brushtail)
Lineage: Eukaryota; Metazoa; Chordata; Mammalia; Diprotodontia; Phalangeridae
Gene: SLC6A14
Product: solute carrier family 6 member 14
Exons: 14
Coding region: 1-1920 (639 amino acids)
Biological process (GO): sodium ion transmembrane transport
Cellular component (GO): membrane
Molecular function (GO): L-proline transmembrane transporter activity
Source: RefSeq, a predicted model, not a curated record